ACCACCGUUUUGUUAGAAGGCGUAUCUACAACCUGGAAGUUGCGCGUUGCAGACUAACGUAUUCUUGUUAAACACCAUUGGAAAUAAUGUUUUAACGGCUUUUUUAGAGUUCGAAGAGAGCAGGAGCAGUUAUUUCCAACUGUAAAUUCUAAACGCGCAGAUUCUCUCGUUUACUCUUUCCUCGGCUUGCCCCCUGGUGCCAUAUCUGACUGGGUGGUGAAUUUCCAGUUGAUGUGAGCGAUGCCUGUGCGGUCUACUGGUGACUGUCCCGAUCUGGAGUGUGUUGGAGAGAUUACAAAGGAAGAGCUCAUCCACAAGUCACAUGGCCAGUGUCAAGACUGUCAUGUUGGAGGACCAAACCUCUGGGCCUGCCUUGAGAACGGCUGUGCCUACGUGGGCUGUGGAGAGUCACAUACUGAUCACAGCACUGCUCACUCACAGGUGACGCGUCACAACCUGACGGUGAAUCUGACCACGCUGAGGGUGUGGUGUUAUGCCUGUGGGAAGGAGGUGUUUCUGGAGCGUAAACUCGGCUCACCCGGUCCCAAGAAUGCUCUGUGCCCGCCGACCACCAACUCACAGGAGUCUAGCAGGCCCCCAGGCAGCCCUGCCUCCCUGAGACUGCCACCUGCUGGCUCUGAGGACCUGGGCAUGGAAACAGAGGAGGAGGAUGAGCUACGAGCCAGAGGUUUGACGGGACUGAAGAACAUAGGAAACACAUGCUACAUGAAUGCAGCUCUCCAGGCCCUCUCUAACUGUCCUCCUCUGACCCAGUUCUUUAUGGAGUGUGGCGGUCUGGUGAGGACGGACAAGAAGCCUGCCCUGUGUAAAAGUUACCAAAAACUGGUGUGUGACCUCUGGCACAAGAACAGGCCGUCCUAUGUGGUUCCUACCAACCUGUUCCAGGGCAUCAAGGCUGUUAACCCCAUGUUCAGAGGAUACUCUCAACAGGACUCUCAGGAGUUCCUGCGCUGUCUGAUGGACCAACUCCACGAGGAGCUGAAGGAGCUGCAGGCCGAACCGCCCGACAACGACCAGCACUCCCAUGCCAUCGCCAUGGACGACUGCCCUGACGACGACAGCCCUGCCCAGUCAGACAACGACUUUCAGUCCUGCGAGUCGUGCGGUAGCAGCGGGGACGGGUGCGGGGACGGGGGUGGUGGCGGGCGGGCGGCGCCGCCCGGGGAGGAGUCUAAUGAGGCGGAGAUGCUGAUCCCUGACGGGGCCGACUCCGGCCAGGCCAAUCGGGAUUGGCAGAAGAAUCUGAUCAAUGACCUGUACCGGGGCUCGGGGGGUGAUCUGGAUAAAGACAUGGACACUGCGGCAACCGUCGGCAGCCAGGGGGCGGUGAAGGUGCAGAUCCAGGGGCGAGCGGCUGACUCGUCCCCCGAGGUGCUGGCUGUCUCCAGCAGUCGGUCCCAGAGUCCGGUCCCCAUGGAGGGACACUGCCUCACCAAGAUGUCCUCUAGUCCCCCCAAGAACAGCUCUGUCUGGCCAGGAAUCUCCUCCAACCAUAAGAAAAUGACGACAUUCUCCCCACCAAAGAGCAAGAGUCAGAAGAAAUACCGCAGUGUGAUUUCAGACGUGUUUGAUGGGACCAUCAUCAGCUCUGUGCAGUGUCUGACCUGUGAUAGGGUAUCAGUAACUCUGGAGAACUUCCAGGACCUGUCUCUGCCCAUCCCCGGUAAGGAGGACCUGGCCAAGCUCCACUCGUCGUCUCACCAGACGUCCCUGGUGAAGGCUGGCUCCUGUGGUGAGGCCUAUGCGGCCCAGGGAUGGGUGGCCUUCGUCAUGGAGUACAUCAAGAGCUGGUUCUGGGGUCCAGUAGUAACUCUCCAGGACUGCCUGGCUGCGUUCUUCGCGCGGGACGAGCUCAAGGGGGACAACAUGUACAGCUGUGAGAAAUGCAGGAAAUUACGUAACGGAGUGAAAUUCUGCAAAGUCCAGAGUGUUCCGGAGAUCCUGUGCAUCCAUCUGAAGCGGUUCCGACAUGAGCUGAUGUUCUCCACAAAGAUCGGGACUCACGUCUCCUUCCCAUUGGAGGGCUUGGACCUGCAGCCCUUCCUGGCCAAGGAUAGCUCCGCCCACACCACCACAUAUGACCUGCUCUCUGUCAUCUGUCACCAUGGCACUGCCAGCAGUGGUCACUACAUAGCCUACUGUAGGAACGACCUGAACAACCUUUGGUAUGAGUUUGAUGACCAGAGCGUGAUGGAGGUGUCCGAGUCCUGUGUCCAGAAUGCUGAGGCCUAUGUUCUCUUCUACAAGAAGAGUAACGAGGAGGCGUUGAAGGAGCGGAGGAGGGUGAGCGGUCUGUUGAACAUGAUGGAGCCCAGUCUGCUCCAGUUCUACGUGUCACGACAGUGGCUCAAUAAGUUCAAGACCUUCGCUGAGCCGGGGCCCAUAUCCAACAAUGACUUCCUCUGCUCCCAUGGAGGGGUCCCUCCUGCCAAGGCAACCUUCAUAGAUGACCUGGUAGUGAUGUUUCCUCAGAACGUCUGGGACCACCUCUACAGCAGGUAUGGAGGCGGGCCUGCUGUCAACCACCUGUAUGUAUGUCACACCUGCCAGACGGAAAUUGAGAAGCUGGAGAAGAGACGGAAGACUGAGCUGGACAUGUUUGUCAGGCUGAACAAGGCGUUCCAGGAGGAGGAGUCUCCGCUGGUCAUUUACUGCAUCAGCAUGCAGUGGUUUAGAGAGUGGGAGGCCUUCGUCAAGGGGAAGGACAAUGAUCCACCGGGAACAAUUGAUAACUCCAAGAUCGCAGUCAACAAAAACGGCCAUCUAACACUCAAACAAGGAGCCGACUCUGGGCAAAUCUCAGAGGAGACGUGGAACUUCCUCCACUCCAUCCAUGGAGGAGGUCCGCUUGUAACUGUUCGCCCAAACAUUUCUCAUGCUGAACCUGAGGCCUCCUCACAGUCCGAAGAGAAGAUUGAGGUGGAAACGCGGUCGCUUUAAAACUAUUCCUUUAUCAGGACCCCCAUAAGGAAAACUACUGAAGUCUUUCAUUUUGCACUUGACUUUUUAAUUUAAAAGCAUUCAGGCAAGGUUUUCUGUUCCUUAAAGACCAUACAUGACCAACCUUGACAAGUGGGCAGAAGGAAUGUUUGGAAAUGACACCACUUGUAUACAGCAGUAUAAAUAUCUAAUGAUAUUCUAUUAGCACUGUAGAAUGAUACAUGGAAACUGUACUUUAGUUUCCAGAACCAAGAAUCUAUUAAUUUAGUGUGCAGCUAAACUUGUUUGUUUUAGUUUUGUCUUGACCAAAAUUGAGCUGAAAUCCCUCCAUGACAUUGCGUGGGACAGAGAACUGAUGAAUCACAACAUGUCUCUCUGAAGGCCUUCGGAGAGUUCUCGAACACGUCCUAAGAAGAAGAAGAAAAAAUACUGUCCAAGAAGUGAAUGUUUAGAAAAAGUGCAAGCUCUUAGCAUUUUCUUUAGAUGAAGAAAAGUCUUAGAUUAUCAACAAGGGAUACUAUGUAACUAACUAGACCACAGGAACUAGUCUCAUGAACGACUUGUAUGUUUUGCACUGUAUGAACUGUAUUCCAUUGAGAUAAUGGGCAUGUUCAGCCAAGGUCUGCUCCGUGUCUGAAUGUACUGGUCAGUUCAGGGCUCUUCAUUACGGUCCAGGUGGAAGCAAAUGAAAUAGGGAUCAACCUGUCUACUGUCCAAUAGAAAGUCUUUGUUCCCUUAUGAACAAUUCUGUGUGCUAAACAUUUUGCCGCAGUCUGGGACUAAUGAAUACAGCCCUUGUUAGAAGAACCAAUGUGAGUCUGGAAUCCAAGCACUUCCUGGUUAUUUAUCUUCCUUUGGCCGGAGCAGGGGACUGAUUAACUAUGCAUUCCAAAUAGCAUCCUAUUCCCUAUAAAGUGACUACUUUAGCCAGGACUCUAGUGAAUAGGGUGCCAUUUGGAAUGUAAGCUUAUAAUGUUAAUAUACUUUUUGUAUAAAAUAAGAGGUGGCCAGGCUCAGUCUGUUAUUGCAUGCUUUAGAUGAAUCCCCUCCCACUCUGAUACAAGCCAUGGGUUGGAUCGGUCCCAUUUCAGUUCACACUUAACUGAUAUUCCAAAUCCAAUUUUCCUCAAUGAUUCUCUGUGAGAAAAAUGUGGAAUCCAAUUGGAAUGGAACAGACCCGAACCCUUACAUGCUCUGACGAAAACUAUACUGGCCACUGAUCUCACCAUUAAGUUGCAUGUAAAACUGCAAAAGCUGCUCACUUAAUGCAUAAUAUUUAGACAGAAUUUGCAAUUCAUUGUGUAUCUUUGAAAUGUAUAUGUACAGAAUUGCAUAGUGAGCUGUCAAAUAAUCGUGAUCAGUUUUGCCAAUGAAAGAAGGCAUUCACUUGUAUGACUGGGUAUGUUGCCUAUGAUAUGUGGCCACUGAAGGCCAAACAAGCAAUGUAAAAGAAUGCUGUUGGUAUGUGUACUUUAUCAUGAGGUGAUGCAUAUGGUGAAUACAACCUGAUUACUAAACAAA
Messenger RNA from Esox lucius (northern pike), 4482 nucleotides. RefSeq names its product ubiquitin specific peptidase 33 (gene usp33). The record is from RefSeq and is a predicted model, not a curated record. Bases 241 to 2961 code for a protein of 906 amino acids. The transcript is spliced from 23 exons. Gene Ontology annotation, biological process: protein deubiquitination. Lineage: Eukaryota; Metazoa; Chordata; Actinopteri; Esociformes; Esocidae. Gene Ontology annotation, molecular function: cysteine-type deubiquitinase activity; zinc ion binding.